This is a messenger RNA of Chondrus crispus (carragheen), 1114 nucleotides long. RefSeq lists its product as hypothetical. The transcript has 2 exons. NCBI's taxonomy places the organism in Eukaryota, Rhodophyta, Florideophyceae, Gigartinales, Gigartinaceae. The record is from RefSeq and is a predicted model, not a curated record. The coding region runs from base 1 to 942 and encodes 313 amino acids.
AUGAACCUCGUCUUCCGCGAGCUGCACGCCUCUCAGCCACUGGACAGCACGCUGCGCUUUGCCUCUGCAGCCGCCGAGACGCUCCCGGACGUGACGGCACAGUACGACGUGUCGGCCGUUCCGACGUUUCUCUUCUUCGGCAAAGCCCGUCUCGUGCGUCGCCGUUCCGGCGCCGACGCAGCUGCGCUUUCCGCAGAUGUGGAGUGGCUGCAGCGCGCGGACGAGGCCGCGCUGCGCGCCGCGGCGUGCGAGAUGGUGGCGCGGUUGGGCGAGAUCACGGUGCUCAUGAAGGGCACGCCUGACAACCCGCGCUGCGGGUUCUCACGGCAGGUGGUGGAGCUGCUGCGCGGGGAAGGGGUGGUGUUCCGUCAUGUGGACAUUCUGGCGGACGAGGAGAUGCGUGCUUCGAUGAAGAAGCACGCAGAUUGGGCGACGUACCCCAUGGUGUUUGCGCACGGGAAGCUGGUGGGGGGCUUGGAUAUUUUGCGCGAGGUCAAGGAGAAUGGGACGCUGAUCGAGGAGCUUUCGAAGGGGGAGGGGGGCAAGGCGGAGCUGAGGCCGCCGGAGAAGGAGGAGGCUGGGGCGAAGGAGGUGGAAGGGGAGGCAGAGGGGAAGACGGAUGGGGAGGAUGAACUGACGGGGAGGUUGAAGGAGUUGACGAGACGGGCGGCGGUGAUGGUGUUUAUGAAGGGUGAGCCAGACGCGCCGCGCUGCGGGUUUUCGAGGAGGAUUGUGGGGCUGCUUCGGGAGGAAGGGGUGGCGUUCGAGAGCUUUGAUAUUCUACAGGACCCGGAGGUGCGAGCGGGGAUGAAGGUGUUCUCGGACUGGCCCACGUUUCCGCAGGUGUAUGCGAAUGGGACAUUUGUGGGGGGGCUGGAUGUGGUGACGGAGCUGCGGCAGGCCGGGGAGUUACGGGGGGAGCUGGGUAUUGGCGCUUUAUAGAUAGAACGUUGGGAGGUGGGGAGUAGCGAAGCACGGGGCUGGGAGGGGGUGGCGGCGGGCGGGGAAUGGACGGACAGAACGAUGCAGUGAGAUGCACGCUGAAUGCGGGGCCGCUCGCUCUUCCGCGCACCAAUGAAAGCCUCGGUCCGUAACGGCCGGCGUUUUUUCGCUA